Naumovozyma dairenensis CBS 421 is the source of this 795-nucleotide messenger RNA. RefSeq names its product Pet122p (gene PET122). Gene Ontology annotation, biological process: positive regulation of mitochondrial translation. Gene Ontology annotation, molecular function: translation initiation factor activity. NCBI's taxonomy places the organism in Eukaryota, Fungi, Ascomycota, Saccharomycetes, Saccharomycetales, Saccharomycetaceae. Gene Ontology annotation, cellular component: mitochondrial inner membrane. The record is from RefSeq and is a predicted model, not a curated record. Bases 1 to 795 code for a protein of 264 amino acids. The transcript has a single exon.
AUGAUACGAAAUAUUAGUGGUAGUAGAAGGUACAUAAAUGAUGAUGCAAGGAAAAGAUUGUUUUUAAACUGUCUGAAUAGGAAUUUUGAUCAAGUGUUAACAGAAGUCCGAGGUAUACCCAGGGACGAGAUGGAUUCCAAUUUUUUACAAUUAUAUUUGAUCAAGAGUUGCCAAUGGGGCCACAUGGAUAGCAUUGAAUAUAUAUGGUAUAAAUAUGUUACCCAAUGGAAGGCGUUGACUGUUCCACCGAAGUUAUUGUGCGAUAUAGGGAAUAUUUGUAUAUCUUACAAUAAGACUUAUAUUCCUAAGCAAUUAUACGCGUAUUUUAAUGCAGUAUAUGGUAAGAGGGAUAACAAAUCUCUGCGAUCGAAGACGGAAGAUCAUUAUGCUUUAUUACGAAUUAGAGUGGAAAGUUUUGCAAAGGGAACGUUGCAUACGACAAAAUUCCGAGAAAAAUGGAAAGUAUAUCUUGAAGACAUUGACAACAAUCCGUAUUUCAAUGAUGUCACGAAUAAUCAUUUGAUUAAAGUUCGCGAUUUCCCAUAUCUAACUCAAAGCAUGAAUCAUAGUUGUGAUGAAGAAACCGCGUCAAAUAUUUUGUUUGGUGAGAACAGGAUUGCCAUCAAGAACCCGCGCUCAUUGAUCUUAUUCUUGAAUAUGAUUUUGUUACAAGACGGUACCAUUUUCAGCACAUCAUUCAAGACCAGUGUGUUGAAAAGGUUCCAACAGGUGUACCAAUCGAUGGAAUUACCAAAUGACACUCUCACCAUUUUGAAAACACUUAGCAGGCAGUAG